Aplysia californica (California sea hare) is the source of this 3833-nucleotide messenger RNA. RefSeq lists its product as uncharacterized. The record is from RefSeq and is a predicted model, not a curated record. The coding region runs from base 29 to 1543 and encodes 504 amino acids. Gene Ontology annotation, molecular function: histone pre-mRNA stem-loop binding; mRNA binding. Lineage: Eukaryota; Metazoa; Mollusca; Gastropoda; Aplysiida; Aplysiidae. Gene Ontology annotation, cellular component: cytoplasm; histone pre-mRNA 3'end processing complex. The transcript has 11 exons. Gene Ontology annotation, biological process: mRNA 3'-end processing by stem-loop binding and cleavage; mRNA transport.
CCCCUAAACAAUACUACAAAUAUUGCUUAUGGUGACAUGUUCACUGUUUGAAAACUGGCAUAAUUUCGUGGCGCGAAAUACAGCUGCCUUCGCUCUCUGUCAUCGUCGGUUCUCUCUCAUUCUCAAUUCUCAAUCAAAGCCAUUUUCCGCGGUGACCAAGGUAACAGUCAGGAGGAUGGACGGAGUAGAAAAAGACGCAAUUGGAAGUUGGGCGCUCCCGCUCGCCAUGGACAUUGACAUGGAUACAGAAGAUAAAAUUCAAAGUACGAAUAUGGAUGACUUUGAAGAUGAACAGUGUGAAGAACGAGACAGAGAGGCUGUUGUGAAAAAGACUCCUAUUCGAUCUUAUGCAGACUUGAGAAGGAAAAUCACAGAGAAUCAUUCAACAGAAAGUCCAAGUUCAGACUUAACUCCAGAAAAGACUUCAGUUGAUGAUCCACAAAGACAUUCAGAAUAUGAUCUGAGAGAGAAACUUAACAGGAAAGGAUCACGAGACCAGGAGAGACGAGAUGUGACCAUGAGAGGUCAGAGAUACAGAAGAAAAGAAUUCCACUCAAAUGUUGCAAGAGGUUCUAGAGUUACCAGCCCUUUGAGAAGUCCCCAUGAUAAUGUAAAGUACAACAUUUUGGACAUGGAUAACAGCAACAGUCACCGGUUCACUAGGAAUCGCAUUGGGGCACCUCAGCAAGAUUUUAAACGGCCCUAUCAUUCAAGGGACUCUCCUCCACCGCGACACCGGAACUCACGGUUUCAGCGAAACAAAGCAACUGUCAGAGAAUCCAAUUCUGGCGAGAGCGUUCAGUCUACUCCAAGCAGCCAUACUGUGUUCUCUGAUGAGUCUGAGUCGGAUGGUACGCCAGUCCUUUCCAGGAUCUCACCAAAGCGUUUGAGGAUGUCAGGCUCCAGGCGCCGUUUACAGUUGCCAGCAGAAGAUGAAAGUGAGCAGGAUGCAGAUGAACGUGAUUCUGAAUCUGAAAAUGCUUCCUCCUUGGUCAGAGAAGAUGAAGAAGCUGUGUCAGAAGAGAGGUCUCCUGGUUCUUCACACAGAAUCGAUUUAUCGCCGAUAGAUGAAGCUCGACUUGCAAGAAAAGAAAAAGAUGUCCAGUAUGGAAAAAACACAGAUGCAUACAAGUUGUACACAGAAGUUGUGCCCAAAGCAUCUCGCUCCAGGAAUAAAAAGUAUCAUCCCCGAACCCCGGAGAAACGGAUAAAAUGCAGUCGCCGGUCCUGGGAUUCGCAAAUCAAGAUCUGGAAGCGUCGUCUUCACACAUGGGCAGAGGCACACAGGACCUCUCACAAUGCCGUUGAGGAGGAGGGUUCCUCUCACAGCUUGGCUUCCAGUGCUGGGGAUGACCGGGUACCGCAAGCGCAAAAAGCUACUGAAGCAGCCGACGAUGAUCUAGUACCACAAGCCCGAGAACCUAUUGAAGCAGCCGAGGAUGAUUAUUUGGAUUUGGAUGAAGACGAUUUUCUGGACAGUGCCAAUCUUAAUCUUGACGUAACUGAAAUUGAAGAGAAGAUCAAAAUUAAUGACCAAGCUUGAUACGUGCUAUGAGAACUUUUUAUGCAUGUACAUUGUUUCACAUUAAUCCAGCAUGUUAUUUUCCUGGUUGCACUUUACGGAGAUGUGACCAUGAAUUGAAUACAACAAUUGUAACAUAGUCUUCCAAUCAUUGCCAGUUGAUGGCACUUGCUCUCGUGUGGUAGAUUCGAUAGAAGCAAAACUGGUCCAUCAUAACUGAUAGAACCCCUUCCAACCUCUGUCAACAGUACUGGAAAAUUUAUACAAAUCAUACGGUAAUGCACCAAUUUCUUAAAUUCCUACCAACAUUUGUUCUGCUCUGUUUUUCUGUUUACUCAUGAAAAAAACAUUCAUAAAUUUCUCUCUUGAGACAAUUUCAUUGACUUGAUCUUGAAGGAUGCUCUUAAAGUAUAUUUGGAAUAAUCAAGGGCUGUAAGUUAAAACGAACAAAUCUGUUACUGGUUAUAUGAAUUUAGAAAGAAAUUAGUAUUGUGUGUAACUGUUUGAAGAGAGGUGCAGACCAAUUUUUUUCCUCCAUCUUCUGAAGGCAGCUAAAUUCUCAUCUUCAGUGUUUUUUAGACAUUAUUUGUAUUCAUUUUGUAUAAUAUUAUAUACUCUGUUGUUUUCAUAUACUAGAACAGUCACCACAGAUCUUCUCAAGACUUACUGUAUGUUGUUUGAUUAGCAGAGAUGUGCUGGGGGGGGGGGGGGGGGCAGCUGAGGGCUAUCUUGCUUAUUAGUGUUUCAAAUGUUACCAAAUUUCACACAUAUAACAAGCAUAGUAAGGAGUCUUAAAAUCCGCAAUCAGAUUUGAGAUAAAAGUUUUAUAUGGUGGCCAUAUUGGAUUUUGUUGACAUGUCUUACAUAAUUAAUACCUCACUUUUUUUUUCGUGGGAAGAAAUUGGUUUUUUGCAUGCGUCUUGGCAAACAUUAGAUAUACAAAUUUGUCUUAUGAAUUUUUCCUAAACAUACUGGAAAUUUUUUAAUGAAUUUUUUCCUGAGGUAUUCACGUUUACAAAAAAUCCGUGAAAAUCCACUCCAAACACCACCAUCAAAAGUAUAUAGAAAAGCCACGUUUUGAGAAAACGGAUGAUAAAGAAAGAGAAAAGAUUGACUUUAUUAGGAAAUGGUGGUGACAAACACAUGCCCGGUACAGGAAGAAAUAAGGUUUUAGGGGUUUUUUAUGUGAUCAAAUAGUUGUAGGAGAGGCUUAAAGAAGCUAAAAAUGCCUACAACUUAAAAUCCAUAGUGUUUAGAUCACUUUUCCCUGGCAUGAGUCAUAGAAAGCAUCAGGGUUUUUGAAUACCCAAACCCCUCAAGAAAAUAUCCUCUUUUUCUUCUCGAGGGGGGGGGGGUGUCCUAUCUUUCUUUUGCUGCUCCGUUUGCCUUCUUCUUUUUUUUGAAAGGGAGAGAGGGGCAUCCCAUUUCCUGUUGAGAGUACAUCAGUGCUGUUUCUGAAAGUGAAAAGGAGAGGGGUUGCUGGCAUUGAAGCUUUUGUAACAUAAGCUGGAGUUUGUUGGGUUUUUUUUUAAUAGAUUUAAUUAAAGCAAUAUAUUUCUGAGAUAUAUUAUACGAUUUAUUUGAUUCACAUUAUACAUGCACUUUUCAAAAGUAGUUUAUAUAUUACAUCUGUUUGAUAGCAAGUACUAUUUAUUGUGUUCACAUUGUGUGGCUUCUGUUGAUUUUAGUAACUACUUUAAACAAGACAAAUUUUUCCCACAGAACUAAUGUUAUACAUAUGUACAGAUUAAUAUUGUGCACUUUAUAUUUUAUUAAGUAACCAUGGAUUAUCUGUUGUCUUUAUAUUUCUUAACAUAAAUGAAACAAAAAAUGUACUUUUGCCAUAAGAUGUAAUUUCAGUGAAAAUUGUUGCCCUUAAAUUGGAUUGGACCUUGAGAUCUUUUACGUCCCAUCGCAGCAUAACAUAAUUUCCAAAGUAAUACUGACUUAUGUUAAAACAGAAACACACUGACUCGAUAAUAAACUUUUCAACUGGGCAAAAGUGAGGCAACUCAAAAAUUGUGCAGUGAUAUAAAAAUGAAUAGGAUACUCCCAUGGUCACUGCUUAUCUCCUACAACUGAACACACAUGACCGUCAUGUUUUUUUCAACUGGAGGCACUUGUUAUAUCAUUAAUGUUGACCUGAGGCUGUAGUUUAUUUAUGAGUGCAUGCACAUCUGUUUGUACAUAAAAUGUUUUUUCACCUCUGUAUUUUGUAAGUGUUUAUUCAUUAAAAAAAAGAUGUUUUGUUUCAGUUACGUUCGUAUAUGUGCAUAUGACCAUGCUUCAAUAAAUAACUUUAAUUAAUUAU